GAAGUGGGAGGUUGCGGGGCAAAAAGACUUCGCCCGCAGCAAUCACGUCAGCCGCCGCCGAGCUAUCUAUCAACUAAGCUUCUAUUCAUAGCCACACCUUCAUAUUCAGCUCACCCCUACAGCUCAACUAUAGCUCGUGGGUGCGGCCUAUGGCCCGUCUACAUAUUCUUUCCUGUCGAGAACAGCUCAACUGAGCGAUAACCCGCCUUUACUAGAGUUAUGCCGACAGAUUCUCAAUCGCUGUACGGCAUUCGCCGCCCCAAAUCCACCGCGUCGCAAAAAGACCUCACAUCCUCCUCCACUCUAGCCUUCACCACUCAUCUCUCCGCCCUAAUAUCGAAAGAAUCAAACCCCUCUACAUCGUCUUCCGCUACGCAACCCACCAAAGGUCGCCCCCGACCGUCCCGCUCAAAACCAGAUAUCUUCACCAUCCACAACAAGAACGCACACAAACGCGCCGCAGCAGAUGUCUCCGGGGACUCACCACAUGUCAUUCACCAAGUCCACAAACGAGGAGCAGACAUUGGUAAUAUUGACGAUGCGACACUCCAACGCUCUAAACGAAGACUGGCCGAAAAGGCUAAACUAUACGAGGAUUUGAAGAAAGGCGAGCAUCUGGUGGAUAGCAGCGAUGAGGAGGAAGAUCAAACUGCCUUGAGAAACCCAGCAGUGCAUGCAACGAGGCGGGCUGAAAGCAACAGUCUAGUCGAUUUUGAUCGCAAGUGGGCGGAGGAGGAGGCGAUAAGGGCACGGAGGGCACGAGGCUCAGCUUCCCCAUCUGGUUCGGAUAGGGACGCCGACAACGACGACCGCGAGAAGGAGGAUGUUUUACUUGUCGACUACGUUGAUGAAUUUGGUCGCUCGCGUCGAGGUACCCGCGCAGAAGCCGCGGAGGCAGCUCUACAACGACGCAGUGCGCCACUGCCGCGGACUGCAGCUGAUGAAGAUGGUGGUGGGCUGGACAGCGACAUUACACACCCCACCAACUACAACAUCCUCCCAUCAGCCAAACCAAAGCGCCCUACGAACCUCAUCUACGGCUCCACGGUCCAAUCUGCAGCUUUCAAUCCGGACGCAAACAUUGCCGCGCGCAUGGAGCAUAUUGCAAAAAAGCGGGAUCGCACCCCGACCCCUCCCCCAGAAACUCACUACGAUGCAGCAGCAGAAGUCCGCACGCGGGGCACGGGGUUCUAUGCAUUUUCUAAAGAUCAGGCGGCACGCAAAGAGGAGAUGGAGGAGUUGUUAAAAGCGAGGAAGGAAACUUUGGGCGAGCGGGAUGCGGCUACGAAGAAGGAGAGUGCUAGGGAGAAGGCAAAGGAUGAGAGACGGAGGAAGAUCGAGGAGCUUAGGUCGAAGAGGAGGGCUGAAGAGUUUUUGAAUGGGCUGGGUGAUUUAGAAGGUAUAGGCGGUGAUAUCGGGAAGGGUGAAAGAUAAACGAUAUGUUGUGCAUGCUUAGGGCUCAUCUAUUCAUAGUUAUGUUCUUGCACCUGUUUCUGUUUGAGUUGGAUAUACCCCAAGGAUACGGUUUGCGGGCGUUUGAAAGCACUUUUUAAUGGGAAAUUAUUGAAAAAAAUUAAUUACUGAAGCAGCCAUGCAUAGCCAAAUUGGAUUAGGUCAAUAUAAGAAUAAACAUAUUUCAAAUAUAUGAUUGCUCUCCCAUAACAUAAUCGAUAUCAUCCACCUUCUAUAUACCAAUAAAUGUAUGAAACAGAACAAAGGAAAAUGGACAG
Molecule: messenger RNA, 1730 nt
Organism: Blastomyces dermatitidis ER-3
Lineage: Eukaryota; Fungi; Ascomycota; Eurotiomycetes; Onygenales; Ajellomycetaceae
Exons: 1
Coding region: 220-1434 (404 amino acids)
Cellular component (GO): nucleus
Source: RefSeq, a predicted model, not a curated record